Molecule: messenger RNA, 5227 nt
Organism: Haliotis rubra (blacklip abalone)
Lineage: Eukaryota; Metazoa; Mollusca; Gastropoda; Lepetellida; Haliotidae
Product: collagen alpha-1(IX) chain-like
Exons: 45
Coding region: 539-3595 (1018 amino acids)
Source: RefSeq, a predicted model, not a curated record
CGCACGGUCCGUGCACGGGACAGCAGGACGGGUAGUAGCAUACAGUCACCAUGGUUAUUCGUCUGCCUAACUUUUCUUCUGAAGAGUUCUACCACGCCCCCUAACGGGGAAAUGUGGCGGUCUCGUGGCGAACAGUGAGAUUCGCGCAUGCAACAAUGGCAGACGUCAUAUAACCCUGGAGAGACUCACCUCAAGUCGAGGGAUUUUCUGCACUUUAGGGCUCCGCUAGCGCUACACGGGCUAGGCAAGCGCCACACACUAUCGCUGCUUUUCUGUUGGACCCAGAAGGAUAAUGUUGAAUUUGUAGUGAGAAAACCGUUUGAUUUGCUGCUAUCUUGGGAGUUUUACUUUAUGGGUUAACUUUAAUCGAGCCGGUCAGCGUAUGGUUUAUCAGAUUGUACCAGCGGUGUGUGGAGUUCUGACCUGGAUUAUGCUGUGCAGGUGGAGUUUACUGUAGCAGUGUUGGGAGUUUACUGAUGUUUGCGGGUGAAGAGGAUUCGCAGAUUGUUCGUAACACCACUGUCCGGAGCAGAGAGACAUGUGGCCACUGAUGACUACAUUCCCUACAGGAGUGUUCUUUAUCUUAAGCAGUGUGUCUAGCCAAAUACUACAGCCUUCAGCAGUAUGUCCUGAGAUUAGACCGGGCGAGGAUGACCUUCCGGGUUUUGAUUUUAUAUCUAAGUUUUCGUUAGACAAUGAUGAUAUACGGGUACCGGGCGUCAAGAGGGUCAAAGGGUCAAAUGACUUCCAAGUAGCAUAUAAAAUCGGUAGAAGAGCAAAAUUACGGAAACGAACCACGGAUCUCUUUCCCCAGGGUCUCCCCGACCAGUUUUCAUUUGUUAGCACAUUUCGAAUGAGUGGCAAAACUCGGCGAGAUAGAUGGAAUUUAUUUCAAAUAAGGGAUAUUCAAGGCAAUCCACAAUUUGGAAUACGGCUGGACGGAAAACAGAAAACAAUAGAAUAUUAUUAUAUCAAUUUUGAAGGAAAAUUGACAACAUUAAAGUUUAAUAACAAAGCAAAGCAGCUAUUUAGCAAAGACUGGCAUAAAAUCCAUUUUAGUGUAGGUCGGGAAUAUGUGGAGUUUUAUCUCGACUGCAAGCCGAUAUCCUCCCAGCCUCUCAUACCCCCCAGACAGAUCGACGUGAAUGGAGAGAUCGUGUUGGGGACGAGGGAGCCGGAUGGUGGGACCGUGCCGUUCGAGCUGCAGUGGAUUAACCUACAUUGUGACCCCUCCAAGCCAGAACGAGAGCAGUGCGAUGAACUACCUCCCCCCAAAAAGAAGAUAAAACCUCCACCACCACCGAAACAGAGGAAGGCUAGCUGUGACAAGCCCUGCCCACGAGGACCUCCUGGUUUGAAUGGGACACAGGGUCCAGCAGGACCCCCAGGUCCAGCGGGUCCAAUAGGACCAGCAGGCGCUGACGGGAAGGAUGGACAGGACGGGAAGAUGGGGCAGAAGGGGGAGUCAGGGCGGGACGGAAAUCCCGGACAAUCAGGAAACCCCGGUACGCCAGGCAAGACAGGCAAAGAUGGGCAGAUUGGGCGGACAGGUCCCCCAGGACAGCGAGGAGCAGUAGGCCGCACGGGUCAGAGGGGAGCUACUGGCGAGGAAGGGCCACAGGGGAUGAAGGGCACAGCCGGAAAUACGGGCAAGACAGGAGGUAUAGGGCCUAUGGGACCCCCGGGCAAGUCGAUCGAGGGUGAGAUGGGUGCCCGCGGCGAGCAGGGAGAGCAGGGACUCCAGGGUCCGGAGGGGCCACGUGGUCGACCAGGGCCACGCGGACGAGGGGGACCCGGAGGGAAAAAGGGCGAGCCGGGGAAAACAGGAGCUGAUGGCGAGCAGGGAUCGAGAGGAUAUCCGGGAUCAGAGGGCGAUCCAGGAGUCCCAGGACCCCCCGGGCCCCCGGGGUUGCCAGGACAACCGGGUACUCCAGGUGAAAUCACAUCCAACGACAUAAAACCAGUGCCCGGUCCAGUGGGUCCCCAAGGUGUUCCCGGAUCGAGAGGCGAAAGAGGCCUUAAGGGGGCUAAAGGGGAACCCGGAACUGGGGGAUCCAAGGGCACGAAGGGCGAGCGGGGAAAUCGCGGUUCUCAAGGAAAGGAUGGUGCGGAUGGACUGACGGGUGAACAAGGGCGCACUGGAAAACAAGGAAUUCGCGGACCAAAGGGAGAGCGGGGAACUCCUGGCAACAGAGGGCGUAACGGUAUCCGAGGGCCCCCAGGACCCACGGUCGACCCCAUGGGCCCCCAGGGAGACCAGGGUCUACUAGGACAAAAAGGCAGCCGUGGCGACCCGGGUCCCCCAGGUCCCCCCGGGAUUCCCGGUCUGCUGUCGGAGCCGCAGGAGGGGAAAGCGGUAUGGGAGGAUCUAAUCAAGAAGUUUCAAGGGCCAGCAGGACUUCCGGGUGCGCGGGGAGUGCCGGGAGACAAGGGACCAAGGGGACAACGCGGAGUCGCUGGAACACCUGGAACAAAGGGCGAACCUGGCAUUCCUGGGGAUCCCGGACAACCAGGUGACAAGGGCUACAUCGGCCCCAAGGGAGAUGAAGGCGAGCGGGGGGAUGCUGGACCUACCGGAGCCGACGGCAGACCGGGUCCCGCAGGUGUACAGGGCAACCCAGGACUGCCAGGAGCCGAUGGAAUCAAGGGGGACCCAGGCGAGAGGGGUAGAGACGGAGGCAGAGGACCCCCCGGGACCGACGGCCGACCGGGCCCCCAAGGACCGCCUGGCCCCCCAGGACGUAGGAGGUGGCGGACCCCCCGCGGCCCCCCAGGGCCUCCGGGUAAUCCUGGACCUCCUGGCGAGAAAGGUAACACGAUUGAUCUCGAAGAGCUCCAGGGCUAUGUGGCGAACGGAUUCACUGGUGGGGGAGGAACCGGCCCCCCGGGACCAUCGGGACCUUCUGGACCUCCUGGAUCCGUCGGAAUGCCCGGUGAACGCGGCGCCCAAGGAGAGAGAGGUCCCCAGGGAGCGCAGGGACAGUCUGGGGUUCCAGGUUUGUCCGGACCCCCGGGACCCCCAGGGCCAAGAGGACUUCGAGGACAGUCAGGAAUGCCGGGAAUGCCGGGACUUCCGGGCCGCAGUAUAUCUGAGACGGAGAUGCGGGAACUAUGCAGCAUGGUACUGAGAGACCAACUAGAAGAUCUGAUUGCCGACCUUAGAGGCCCACCAGGUCUACCAGGAAUAGGGAAGAAGGGACGCCCAGGACCACCAGGACCCUAUGGACAACAGGGAGAACGCGGUCCCCCGGGCCCCCCAGGUGAACGGGGAUUUAUGGGGAUGCCAGGACUUCCCGGCGCGUCAGGGCCCCCCGGAUCUAUGGGCAAUAGAGGUCCAAAGGGAGAGCGAGGAUCCACCGGCCACGGCACGCAGGGAAAGCCAGGUCCCCCGGGACUGCCAGGUCCUACUGGUCCGACAGGCGAAGGGAUUAUGGGACGGCCGGGCGAGAGGGGGCCUCCUGGUAUAGGUGGUCAUCACGGCCGCCGUGGUAUCAUGGGUCCUCCAGGCCCCCCUGGAUACUGUGAAUACUGCAACUACGCCCUACCAGGACCCGAAUACAUCCGACUGCCGAGAAAUGACAUCAAGGGGCCUUAAAACUUUCAAACCCCCUGAUAAAAUGGUUUAAAUGUCCCGUCACCUGUAGCCAUUUAUCUUAGAUUCUCUCCAUCCUUAUUUCAUUUGAUACUCCCUCUCUGACUCACCUCCUCCUCUUCCUCAGAUUCCCCCGCUUUGUCUGUCCUCCACAAUACUACCUUCGUAUAUACAUAUGCAAAACCACCACCACUUGGACGCUGUAUUCAGGUGAAGUGUUCUCCACUAACAAGUGUGUUCCUAACUUGUAUUUGAAGCAUAAUUAAAUAUUUCUGACCUUUCUACCUGCACUAGUCAUCACCAUAGCAUAGAUCUCCCCAUUUGUUGGAUUAUAUAUAAACCUGAUGGUCCACUGGCCAUGUAUCCCGACAUCGUAAUGUUCUGCCGCAUAAGGCUCCGGCCAUUGCGGGGUAUGUGAGCAGUUUACCGUUGUGGUCCUCCUGCAUGUAGGCCCGAAACGGGUUACCUCCCCUUCUUUAGUUGUUGCGAUUUACGCUACAGGCUGACGCAGGUUUGAGAUGUUUUGGGAGCUUUUUAUGAUGUCAUUUCUUCAUGCCAUCCAAGCAAAGUGUCUGUGUUAGAGGAUCAGCAAGAAAGAGUGACAGGAUCUUAGUAUCCCGCCAUGUGUCACGUGACGAUUUGGUGACGAUCGGAUGACAUGUUUGGGUCCCGCCAUACACUGAAGGCCUUGCAGGCGUAUCAUGUGAUAUCUUCAUCUGCCCUCAUCCAAUAUAUUACAGACACGUCAUAGUACAGAACAGAGCUCUCUCGUGGUUGGUUUCAGCGUAUAUCAGGUGGUAUUCAGUCCAAUAUGAUUGGUUGUUUGUACACCACAUGAUAGUUAUCAUUCAUGACUCGUGUGGAGAUUUAGAGAGCGAAGGCCAAGUUGAGACUAUGUGCGUGCUUUGGACAAUGUGUUUUCUUUGGUGCUAUUGAACUAUUGGUCGCGUUUGGCCUUCUGAAACUUACACAGAACCAUUUUACCUCCGUACUGCUAUCAAGAGGCAAUAACACAGACUGGGAGUUGUUCUAUUGCUGACUUCCGGUCACGUGUCCAUCGUGGCCGCCAAGGCCCUGAUAGGGCUUCACACGUUACAUUGUAUUCAAGACACUCACCUUACGACCUCACAACUGCAUUUUCCAAACUUGCAUAUGGGUGAUAUUGUUUCAACUAGCUACAUGACAACUACUCAUGAACAUCAGAACACCUGUGAACUUCCAAAGAAACACUGCCAAAGAAUUUACAUCACAUAAUUCUGAAACGAGGUAAAUUAUCCAUAAUUCGUUGUAUACAUUGAAUUUAUUCUUAGAAUUUCUUUCUUGAAUUCUUUGCGUGUUUCUUGUUGUGUUAAAUCUCGUUAAUACUUGUAUGCACAUUUCAAAGCAUUUAUUGUGUAAUUUAAACACAACUACUGUUAUCAUAGGCUACUUCAUAUUGCCACCUCGUCACGUUAGCCACGCUUCUGUAGAGUACAGCAGGCCUUAGGUAUUCAAAGUCUGCUAAUCUUAGAGUAUGUAUUCAAACAUAGACGUAAGUGCAAAUUGUAUUUGUGACAGCUGCUCUAGAUUUUCGUUUUGUAUAUUUACAUCCACUGGAAGAUAAGAUCUCUUUAGGUAAUAAAUUACUUACUUCUU